Oenanthe melanoleuca is the source of this 2435-nucleotide messenger RNA. Its product is annotated as lipase member M-like. Gene Ontology annotation, molecular function: hydrolase activity, acting on ester bonds. The record is from RefSeq and is a predicted model, not a curated record. The transcript is spliced from 9 exons. The coding region runs from base 17 to 1198 and encodes 393 amino acids. NCBI's taxonomy places the organism in Eukaryota, Metazoa, Chordata, Aves, Passeriformes, Muscicapidae.
GCUGCAGACAGGUGAGAUGUGGCUGCUGCUGGUGGCCCUGGGCCUGGCCCAGGGGCUGGAAGAUGCCAUCCCAGGUGCUGAAGUGUUCUACAACCCUGAGACAUUCAUGAACAUUAGCCAGAAGAUCCUUCUCCACGGGUAUCCCAGCGAGGAGCACGACGUGAUGACAGAGGAUGGCUACUUCCUGAGCCUCAACCGGAUUCCCCACGGCAAGGAGGGAGCUGGGCUCUCAGGACCCAGGACCCCCGUGCUGAUAGUGCAUGGGUUUUGUCUGGAUGGUGGUGACUGGGUGGACAAUUUCCCUGACAGCAGCCUGGCCUUCAUCCUGGCGGAUGCGGGAUACGACGUCUGGAUCGGGAACAACCGGGGCAACAGCUGGUCCCGCCGGCACCGCAGCCUGUCCAUCAGCUCCCAGGAGUUCUGGGAUUUCAGCUUCCACGAGAUGGCCGUGUACGACCUCCCGGCCAUGGUGGGCUUCAUCCUGAUGCAAACUGAGCAGGAGAAGCUGUUCUACGUUGGCCACGCUCAGGGCAGCACCCUGGGUUUCAUAGCGUUUUCCAGCUUGCCACAUCUGGCUGAGAAAAUCAAACUGUUCUUUGCUCUGGCUCCUGCGUACACCUUCCACCAUGCCCGGGGCCCUGUGUUAAAGCUGGCCUUUCUACCAGACCUGCUGAUCAAGGAGCUGUUUGGAACCAGAGAGCUAGUUCUGGUGCCCAGGAAUGAGAAGGGGUUGCUGAUUGAGACGUGCAGCAAGCUGCUGACAGCUGAAGUGUGUGCCAACAGUAUCUUCUUCGUUGGAGGGUUCGACAGGGACAACUUGAACACGAGCCGACUGGAUGUGUACAUAUCUCAUUUUCCAGACUAUACAUCAGUAAAAAACCUUCUGCACUGGGGACAGACUGCAAAAACCGGGAAGUUCAGGCAGUUUGACUACGGGCUGAAAAACGUGGAGAAGUACAAGCAGCUGACACCGCCCUCGUACCGGAUCGAGGCCAUGAGGGUGCCGGUGGCCGUGUGGAGCGGGGGCCACGACUGGGUCACCCCCCCUGUGGAGACCUGGCGUUUGCUGCGCCGCCUCACCAACAUCGUGCACCACGAGCACUUCCCCGACUGGAACCACUUCGACCACCACUGGGGCCUGAACGCCCCGCAGCGCAUGUACGGGAGGAUGGUGGCCCUGAUGGAGGAGAAUCCAUGAAUCCAUCUAUGCAUCCAUCUAUGAAUCCAUGCAUGAAUCCAUCCAUGAACCCAUGUAAGAAUCCAUCCACGAACCCAUCUGUGAAUCUAUCCAUGAACCCAUCUAUGAACCCAUCCAUGAAUCUAUCCAUGAACCCAUCCAUGAACCCAUCCAUGAACCCAUCUACGAAUCCAUCCAUGAACCCAUAUGUGAAUCUAUCCAUGAACCCAUCUAUGCAUCCAUCCAUAAAUCCAUCCAUGAACCCAUCCAUGAAUGCAUCCAUGAACCCAUCCAUGAACCCAUCUAAGAAUCCAUCCACGAACCCAUCUGUGAAUCUAUCCAUGAACCAUUUAUGAAUCCAUCCAGGAAUCUAUCUAUGAAUCCAUUCUGGAAUCCAUCUAUGAAUCCAUCCAUGAAUCCAUCCGUGAAUCUAUCCAUAAACCCAUCUAUGAAUCUAUCCAUGAACCUAUCCAUGAACCCAUUCAUGAAUCCAUCCAUGAAUCCAUCCAUGAAUCCAUCUGUGAACCCAUCCAUGAACCCAUCUGUGAACCCAUCCAUGAACCCAUCCAUGAACCCAUCCAUGAAUCCAUUCAUGAAUCCAUGAAUCCAUCAAUGAAUCCAUCCAUGAAUUCAUCCAUUAAUCCAUCUAUGAAUCUGUCCAUGAAUCCAUCCAUGAAUCUAUCCAUAAACCCAUCUAUGAAUCCAUCCAUUAACCCAUCCAUGAACCCAUCCAUGAAUCCAUCUAUGAGUCCAUCCAUGAAUCCAUCUAUGAAUCCAUCCAUGAGUCCAUCCAUGAAUCCAUCUAUGAAUCCAUCCAUGAAUCCAUCCAUGCAUCAAUCCAUGAAUCCAUCUAUGAAUCUGUCCAUGAAUCCAUCCAUGAAUCUAUCCAUAAACCCAUCUAUGAAUCCAUCCAUGAGCCCAUCCAUGAAUCCAUCCAUGCAUUCAUCCAUGCCUCAAUCUAUGAAUCCAUCCAUGAACCCAUCUAUGAAUCCAUCCAUGAACCCAUCCAUGAAUCCAUCCAUGAAUCCACCCAUGGAUGCCCCAGGAUGGAGGAGCUGCCCGUUCCCAUGUGCCUUGGGGCAUGGUGUUUGUGUAAGGGAUGCCCUGCUUAAAAAUGUCUCCUGUCCUCCUGUUCCACGCUGAUUUAGUGCUUUUAAAUGCAAUGCUGUGAUUUCUGCCCACCCUCUGUGUCUGUAGAGAUUGCAAUAAAGUCUUGCAUCACAGCCAAACUCCAGCCCUUGGCUUGCUGGGUUUGCAG